Helianthus annuus (common sunflower) is the source of this 919-nucleotide messenger RNA. RefSeq names its product thioredoxin M2, chloroplastic. The record is from RefSeq and is a predicted model, not a curated record. The coding region runs from base 75 to 713 and encodes 212 amino acids. Gene Ontology annotation, cellular component: cytoplasm. The transcript is spliced from 2 exons. NCBI's taxonomy places the organism in Eukaryota, Viridiplantae, Streptophyta, Magnoliopsida, Asterales, Asteraceae. Gene Ontology annotation, molecular function: protein-disulfide reductase activity; oxidoreductase activity, acting on a sulfur group of donors, disulfide as acceptor.
AUUACACAUGGUCCAAUAAUCAGUAAAACACAAGGCCCAAACACCUAUGACCCAAUCCAACAACAAGACGAGCCAUGUGCAAAGCACGUGACACUCUUCCAUCCACCCAAAUAUCUAAUCCUGUGACAGAAACCAAAACCACCACACACACAUUCUCCAUUUUCCAUUUCCUUUUCAUGGCUGCUGUGCUUGAAACUCUCACAGUUCCCCGUGCCUCCGCCUUUCCGGCGGCAUCGUCGUCUCCGAUCGUCUCUUCUGCUCGCCGGAGCUUUGUAAAUUUGUCGAAAUCAAAAGGUUUCAAAAUCCAGUCGGUUUCCGUUUCUGGAUCGGUGAGUUUGCGGUCUAAAUUAGGUCGCCGUGGAUCGCGUAUCGUAUGUCAGGCUCAAGAAGCUGUUCAAGUCCUUCCUGUGACUGAUGCAACAUGGCAAUCGCUAGUCUUGGAAUCUGAUCUCCCCGUCAUGGUUGAAUUCUGGGCCCCAUGGUGUGGGCCCUGCCGCAUGAUCCACCCUGUCAUUGAUGAGCUUGCAAAGGAAUACACAGGGAAACUCACAUGUUACAAGGUUAAUACUGAUGAGAGUCCUACAAUUGCAAGCCGAUAUGGUAUCAGAAGCAUCCCCACUGUCAUUAUAUUCAAAGAUGGAGAAAAAAAAGAUGCAGUUAUUGGUGCAGUUCCCAAAUCAACACUAUCUACCUGCAUUGAGAAGUUCUUCUAGAGGUAUUAUUAUUAUGUAUAUAUAUAAACACGCGAGAUUUGUUCGUAUUUAGUUAUGUGAUAUCUUGCGUGCUGUUGACCUAUUGAUAUCAUCACAAGUACAGAUACUUCAGGUCCAAUAAUUUAUGCAUUGUGUCUUACUCUCCAAAUUUUCUAAUGUUCCAAGUAUAUAGCCAAGAUCGGCCGAUGUUUUUCUGUCGAUGUUGU